Ectocarpus sp. CCAP 1310/34 is the source of this 1440-nucleotide messenger RNA. The record is from the annotation of a GenBank genome assembly. NCBI's taxonomy places the organism in Eukaryota, Phaeophyceae, Ectocarpales, Ectocarpaceae.
AUGACUAAGGAGGCUGACCAGGCUAGCGCGGGAGGCAGAAGUGAGCGCAAGCGGAAGAGGGGGCAGGGCAAGGCGGACAAGGAGAAUUCAACCGGGAACAAGGGUAUAACAGAGGUGGUCAUGGCGACUGAUAUGCGACGUACCGUCGCCGCCGCCGUCGCCGCGAAAGCGGAGGAGGUGGUGGUGGUCAGAAAAGCCACCACCGCCGCCGCUGUCGUCGUCUCUGCGGAGGAGUGCGCCAUAGUCCAGGCCACCGCCUCGGCGAAGGAGUUCGCCACCGCCGCGACCAUCGCCACCCAUGUCACCACCGCCGCCAGGGAACCUCCAUUGAAGUGCUCGGUUAUCGUGAGGGCAGCCGCCAACGCCGUCGGGUUUGCGGAGGAGUUUGCUAUCGCUGCGAAAUCGUCUGCGAAAGUCGCCGUGAAAGCGGCCGCCUCUGUGGAGAGGGUCGCGGUCGCAGCAAAGUCGCCGCCUCCACCUGCUCCUCCGCAGCCGCCACUUCCGCCUCUGCCGCCGCCGAAGCCGCCACCAGCGCGUCUAAGGAGGAAUAGGCCGUCACCACGAAAGACCCCGUCGCUGUCGCCGCCAUUGCCCCUCCGGAGGACUGCGCGGCCGCCACCAAACCCGCUCUCGGCUCCGUCGCAUCCACCCUCCUUGGAUCUGAGGCGACUUUGGUUGUCGCUACGAAAGCAGCCACCGUGGCUGCCACCGCCUUCUCUACGCGAGACUUCGCUGCGGCGCCAAACCCACCUCGUCGUUCGCCUUAGCCGCCGCCAGUGGAUCUAUGGUGACUUUGGCGGUCGCUACGAAAGCGGCCACCGCCUCCGUCGCCGCCUUCUCUGCGGGGGACUUCGCGUCAAACCCACUUCCGCCUUCGCCUCAGCCGCCGCCAGUGAAUUUAAGGUGACCUCGGCCGUCGCUACGAAAGCGACCACCGCCUCCGCCGCCGCCUCCUCUGCGGCCGAAUUCGCUGCUGGCAAGAAACCCACCUCCGACUUCGCCUUAGCCGCCGCGAGUGGAUCUCAGGAGGAGUUUCCCGUGGUUACGAAAGCCCCCGUCGCUGUCGCCGCCGUAGCCUCUGCGGAGGACUUUGCGGCCGCCGUCAAACCCACUCUCGCCGUCGGAGCCGCCGCCGGGGCAUCUGAGGAGGAAUCAGCCGUCACUACAAAAGCCCCCGUCGCUGCCGCAGUCGUUGCCUCUGCGGAGGACUUUACCGCUACCACCAAACCCACCCUCGCCUCCGUCGGAGCCGCCGCCCGGGCAGCUGAGGAGAUUUUGGCCAUCCCUACGGAAGCCACCAUCGCCGCCGGCGCCACGUUCCCUCCGAAAGAGUUCGCACCAGCCGCUUGCGCCGCCGCCGCCGCUGUAGACGCCAUCUGGGCCUCUCUUGCGGCUGAAGCAGCCGCCGCAGCGAACGCUGCCGAUGGUCACAGGACAUGA